CAGUUUGAUUCACGGCAUAUAAAAUAAAGGGCACAUUGCCAAAUGUCAUUCUUCAGGAAAUCAAUCUCUUCAUUGCAGAGGUUGUGUUAUAGAAAUUCCAGUUGUGACUGUUUUGAAGCCAAACUGAAUGGUAAGCGCCCUAUUAAUUGGCACAGUGAAGCUUUCAAAACAAGUGUUUUUAAAUUUCACUUUACCAAAUCUACUCACAGUAUAUCAUAAAGAGUAACUGCAGAAGUAGUAAUGAAUGUGUGAGAAUAAAUACCUUCUGGGCUAAGUAGCUUCAUGUCUAUAUGUUAUACUUGCUGCUGGGGGUGUUACCACUGUACUUUUAUUUUUAAUCUCUGUGUGUCCCUGGCUGUAGGGCUUUUUACACACAGAAUAGAAAAGUUCUUUGUUCCCAUUGUGAACUGAGCUGAGCAGUAAAGGGUUUUUCAUCUCCAGAUAAGCUUCCUGUUUUCUGCUGGCUCUCUCUGGAGGAACAAAAUGAAGAGCUGCAGAGCUCUACAGCUGAUUAGAUUACCUUGCCAUGUGGCUCACUUAUUGAUAGUAGAUGAACUCAGUUGCUUCAGGAAAAGAAAGGAGAGCUGAACUGAGGCAGGUCUGAACUUUCAGUGAACAAAAUAGGUCCUGUUCUUGCAUGCUGAGAUUUUUUAUCAGUGGAUCAUAGAAGAAUGACUGUCAGUCAUCUUAUGUGGGGGAAAGGGUAUCUGAUUGUGUGAGAUAUAUAGUUCUGCAGUUUAUUACUGUGAAUGCAUUGUAUAAAAUGUUUUAUUUUGUUAUCCUGCCUCCUGGGCCAAUUAGGAUACACAAUGCUAUUAUGUCUAAAUAUGAAGAGUUACUUUUUAAAUGUAAUCUUUUAACAACCCCUUUAUAAAACAAAAAAGAUUUAUGUGUGACUGCCACUUGGAGUGAAUUAUAGACCCAUCUGUUGAAUCUCACAUGUCUCUCCAUGUAGUCACUUUCUUCAGGCACCUGUGCUGAAGUCUUUUGAUGACCCAGGUGCUACUGAUAAUACUCAAUACGCCCUGCUGUUGACCGUGAAGUGACUGUGAGCGGAUCUCUUUCACGCGCUCUGAACACCGGCGCGCGCCCUCUGGAGAAGUCCGUUGGCUCUGUGACGCUUGUCCCGCUGACUGUCACUGAAAUUAUUAGCAGUUUAUCAUUUAGACGAAAUGUGUUACCAGCACGUGGAGGGCCCGUUAUUCCGGUUGCUGUGUUGGAAAACUGGAGAGGAAUAAUGCUGUGCUGAGUCAACAAGAGAUAGGUCAGGGGUGAUGGAAGAGGACGGUCAUGUGGUGUAGGAGAAAACAGAGGCACGGACAUCGGAAUGCCACAGGCUGUCUCAUUGCUGCCCUUCCUGCUGGCGCUCAUGGGAUAUGCUUUUGCAGGGCUCAAUAUCUGGCCUUCCUUCCAUGUUGCCCUUAGCAACGCCAGUGUAUUUGUGGACUUCAGCACAAAAUCCAACAGCAGCACCAUCCGCAGCACGAGCCUCUCUCUGGUCAACACGGAAACCAACACCACCCUUCUGACCAGGACUCUACCCAACAACCAAUCGGCCGGUAGGGUGGAGUUCAACUGCUCUUGCUUCCUGUAUGCAGGAACUUUCCGGUUCCUGCUGAGGCAAACCAGCAUCUCUGCUGUUUCUCAUGCUAAUGGCACCGACGAUAGUAGCACAGAGAGCACCAGCUGGUGGUGGAGUUCCGAACUGCAGGUGCAGUGGCCCACCUUUCACAUCGCUGUGGAGAGGGCCGGAAACCACUCAGGAUCUUUUCAGGUUGGGAUGUCCACUAAUGAACACUUUCAGGCUUGCUCUAGUGGCAUUGACUCUGCUCUCUUCCUAGAAGUCAGCUACAUAGAAUACAACCAGAUAGGGCGAAACAGCAUCGACAAGGUCCGAGCCCGCACUCGACACUCAAUCAAACCCCUCCGUUCCCAGAGUGUUGAGGUGUCCUGCGCUUUCCCCUUCACAGAAAGAGACUUUAUACGAGUGGCUCUACGGUCUCCUCAUGCAGCACAGGAUGUGAAGAGCUCUGGACCUCUUUACCUGUCCCGUGUCUUCUCCUAUAAGCUUCUGGUGGAAAACGCCAACACUUACAGGAGUGGUUGUGAAGGGACUAUGACUGUUAAACUGAUAACCCCACCUUGUGCUCACAUCAAUGGGAAAGUAUUGCUGUAUAAGGAUGGAGGCGUUGGAAGAGCGGUUGCUGUUUCCUCUGGAAUUGGAGCAAGUGGAACAGCACUGAUAGGGUUUGGACCAGAAGAGCUGUCUUCUCCUCCGUUGGCUUUUAACUGGCUGACUCAGGGAGAGAAUGAGACAGAAUUCAACUGUUCUGUAUUUUACCCAGGAAGGAACAAGUACUGCUUUCGCUUUCUUUUCAACUUCAGUCGCUCCCCUAGUCCUGCACAGACCUGUUUGGUGGUUCACAGGAGUGCAGUGUCAUGGGGCCCAUGGCAGUCGUGGAGUGUGUGCAGUGUGAGCUGUGGAGAGGGGGUGAGGGAACGAGUGCGUGAGUGUUUGCUGCCCUCAGGUGUGGGAGGGAUGCAGUGCACUGGCAUGGUGAAAGAGCAAUCCCUCUGCUCACUGGAGGACUGUGUUGUGUUGCCUGCACCUUCUCCAUCCCUCCCCCAUGUGCCUGUCGGAGUUGCACCCCUCGGUGGUAACAUGGUCGUGGUGGCUGGUAUCUCCCUUUGCCUGGCUGUGAUUCUGGCUACUGUUGUGGUGACUGUGUGGAGAAAGCUUUGCCAGACCCCUCCAUGCAGCUCUGUCCGCAGAGGCUCCAUGCAUUCCCCCGGAGGACGCAAGCUCUCCGAUGAGGCCUCCAUUUGUGGCCACAGCCUCCAGAGACCCAGCCUGUCUGAUGCCCAUGGCCCACCAGGGGGCAUGAGUGUGGGUGUAGCCCAGAAAGACACUCCUUUCCUGGGCAGUCAGCCUCUCUCACAGACCCUGGUGAUACCUGUCUCACAGGACCCAGAAAGGCUGUCCCCCACAGGUCAGAAGUUGUUGCCACCAAUAUUUGGGUACCGAUUGGCUCAGCAGCAGUUGAAAGAAAUGAAGAAAAAGGGGUUAAAGGAGGCCACACAGUUGUACCAUGUCUCCUCAAGCCCAGUCCAUGAUACCCUGGUAGAGACAUCUGCUUCCCCUACCAACUCGCCCAUCCCUACACAAACUGGAGUUGCUCAUUCCACUCUCCCUUCAUCCCUCCAGGACGACGCCAACUACAGCCAUUUUUGUAUUGCAGCUCCCUUUUCUGAGCCACGAUUGCAGACUUCUAGGGUCACGCCGGACAGACUGAGUCCCAGAGUGGAGCUGGUCUUAGGCCCUCUUGUCUCUGCUCAUGCAAGUGGGGGCAGCUCAAAAUGGCGUGACCGCACCGCUGACUGGGUGGAGAUGGUAGAGAGAAGUGGGUUAACAGGUCUCAGAGGAGGGGGAGGAGAUGUAGGAAUGGGAAACUCCUAUCAUAAGAAUCCAAAUUUCCGCAGGACCUCCAGUUUUAAUGACACCAAACCCCAGCCUCCACCCUCUGCACACUCCAGACAGUUCAGAGAAAGGAGCAUGACUCAGGUGGGAUCUCGGACCCUUCCUGAAGGAAGUUGUUGGACCAAAGGAGGAUGGGAGAGGCAGCCAUACCGCUCUUACCCUAUUCCAGAGCAUGGGGCCUUAGAGUGGGCUAAAUCCAGACCUCAAAGAAAUGACCAGAGGAAGACCUGGAUAGAGACAGCUGUUCCUUCUCACAAUAAUGAACUCAAGCACACAGGAACCAACACAAACGGCCUUUCAGCAUCUGAGAAACAUGCUAAAGCAGACCUCAGUGGCACUGGGGAAAGGCAAAGGAGUGGUGAGACAGGAGGUGGAGGGGGAAUCUCAGGGAUUGGGGGUCCAGCAGCGGGGCCUGACAGCCUGAGUGUGGAUCGUGUAGAGCGGGCUGAACAGAACUGGAACCGUCGCGGCCCAUCGCCUAUCCAGAGGAACAUCCUGGCCCGGAAAUUAAAGGAGGCUCAGUCUUGCUCUGGGGUCAAGGGACGGCAGCGCAGCUCCACCUUUAGUGUAUCAUCCUCGGAGCAGAGGAAAGGUCGCUGCCACUCUCUGCCAAUGUCUGGAGACUACAGCAGCAGUAGCGGCUCGCCCUACAGGCUAAGUGAGGCAGAGCAGAGGAUGUUGGACCUAGAUCUGUCCUCAUAUGUAGGGGAGGAGGAGUAGAAAACACGUGUUUGUAGUACUGUACUACACCAGGAAGGAAUUGCCAUUGCCAUUUACAUUUAUCCCUAACCUAAAUCCUCUCUGCUAUAUCUGUGACUUUAACCACAUCUUAACACAGACACUCAUAUCCUUGAAGAUUGUAUUGUGUGUUAGAGAUUUACUGUAGGGAGUUUACGCAUCUAUGAGAAGGAGAGCAAAAAGUUGUUUUUUUUUCUUAAAAGAUAGUUUCAGAAGAUUCUGUUUCAAAGAAAAAGUUUUUCUAUUACAUUUUUUAAUCAGAAUUGUUUUAAUAUUUCAAAUAUUGAUAGGGAUUAUAACUGAAUAUAUUUUUUUCUUGUUCAGAGUAUGACCAUGUUCGAGUGUCUCUUUGUAAGUUUCUUUGUAUAUCAACUACUGGUACAGUAUUUACCAUAAUAAGUCAUUUAUUUAACAUGGUGUUGUACCUACAUCUGUAUGCACUGUUAAACACAAGCCCUAUCAAUGACAGUACUCGAAACACUACAGAAGACAGGUGAUUCUUGUUCUACACUGCUGUUUUUAUCGUGCUGUGAAGUCCCACUGUACAAUACUGUUUAAGGACAAUUUGAAUGUGUGAUACAAGCAAUGUCAAGUAUUUUCCAUGUGUUUUUUGCAAAAUGCACAAGUUAGAGCAAUAGCAUGUAGUUGUAACUAUGAUAUGAAAGUCGGUGAGGCAUUGCUGAGAUGCUGUUUUGUUUUAUUGUUUGAGUAAUAUACAUUUUAUAGAAAGCAAUUCUUACAGGAAAACAGAAGAUGCUGUACUAUUGCCAUUUGAUAAUAGUUUCAAAUAAUUAAGCAAAGUGAGAAAUUCAAAUACAAAGAAUUUAAACAUGA
Molecule: messenger RNA, 5050 nt
Organism: Siniperca chuatsi (mandarin fish)
Lineage: Eukaryota; Metazoa; Chordata; Actinopteri; Centrarchiformes; Sinipercidae
Product: thrombospondin type-1 domain-containing protein 1
Exons: 9
Coding region: 1328-4198 (956 amino acids)
Cellular component (GO): cell periphery
Source: RefSeq, a predicted model, not a curated record